This is a messenger RNA of Didymodactylos carnosus, 1254 nucleotides long. Lineage: Eukaryota; Metazoa; Rotifera; Eurotatoria; Philodinida; Philodinidae. The record is from the annotation of a GenBank genome assembly.
AUGGGAGGAACGUGUUAUGUGAAUGCUUGCAUUCAAGUUUUAGCUAGUACUAAAUUCGCUCCAUUACUUCGACCAACAAAUGAAGUGGAUGUCUUGUUGCAACUCGAUAGUAUUGCUUUUAUCAACCGAUUACAUUAUGUUGAUUCGAAAUAUGUCGUUGGUGUUCAGCAAGAUGCAGAUGAAUUUAUGGCUCAAGCUUUUUUUACAAUGGCGUCAAGUACUGUUACGUGUCAAUUGUGUCAUUCUUUAUAUGAUGAAAUUGCUUGUAAAAGUCAAGCAACAUUUCACUGGUCAUCAAUCAUCAUGCAUGCUUUCGGGUUUAAAUUAAUUGAACAAAGACACUGUCGUCAAUGUGGUGAUGAUACCCAAAAUUCAGAAGAGCAAUGCAUACGGCGUGGUUGGGUAAUGAGCAAAAUACAAUUGAAACGAUUUCGUUCAGAUGAUACAAAAAUCUGCAUGAUAAUGGAAUAUCCUGAAACUCUUGAUAGCCCGUUUAUUGUACCAGAAGAAGAUCAGUCACAUUCAUCAUCACGUUAUACGCUCUAUGGAAUGUGUUAUGAUCAUCUUUGUAGACAAGUACGUAAAAUUUUGGAUCUGGAAGAAAUUGUAAAUAAAACGAAAUCAGCAUUAUCAUCUCAACUUUUGCGACAUACAACAACAACACCUCUUGCACCAAUAACUGGCAGAACACCAUUCCUUGAUCGUCUUAAUAUUGAUUUAACAUUAUCGAAUAUCGCUGAUGGCCAUUCAGUUUUGGGUCGAACAACAAACGGAUCGUCCAUUGGUUAUACAGCAAAUACUUUGAAGAGUACUGCAAGCAAAUCUAGCGAGCUCACAUCGCCACCACCAUCACUGUCAACACUUGAACAACGUUCAGCCCACCGAACUACUUUACAUCCAUCGAUAAUAGAUACAUCGCUGCCAUCACUAACUACUCCAUCAACCACAGCUAUCUCAGUUAAUACAAGGGAAGAAUGUGUCAUGUCAGUUGGUCGACAUGGGAAUGAUGAAGAAACAACUGAGAGACAAAAGCCAUUAUUCGUAACUACAAUGUCAACCUCGUUUUCUCAGACAGAAAAUGGCUCAGCACUAGAGCCCAUUGGGUCCAUGAUUUUUGGACCCGGGCCCGGACCCGACGAUAAAAAUUUAUUCAAACCCGGACCGGAGCCGGACCCGAUGAUAAAAAUUUAUUCAAACCCGGAAAGGACCCGCACCCGCUCAAACAAAAUUCUAGGAUCCGAACCCAAUAAUUAA